AUGACGCUCUACUACAGCAUCGUAUUUGCACUGCUGUGCUUCGAGAUGACCAUGUUCAUGGUCCUUAUCGUCCCUCUGCCAUUCACCUGGAGACGCAAGCUCUUCCACUUCCUGGCGACCAACCCGGUCAUCGCCAAGUUCCAAUACGGUCUCAAAAUUACCUUCAUCUUCGUCGCGGUGCUUUUCGUUGACGCCGUGCAGCGAAUGGUCAAGGUGAUGAGCGAGGGCGAGACCGCCCGUGACAACCGUGGUGUUCAGGACGUCCGCACCGAGACCAACUACGCCGCGCGAAAGUUCUACAGCCAGCGCAACAUGUACUUGACCGGCUUCACCCUCUUCCUCAGCUUGAUCCUCUCGCGAACCUACUCGCUCAUCCUUGACCUAAUCAACACGCAGGAGGAGCUCGUCGCUCUCAAGAAGGGCGCCAAGGGCAGUGGAAGCGGUGCCGACAUCGAGAAAAAGUAUCUGACCGAGAUCGACACGCUCAAGAAGCAGACCAAGCAGCAACAGGAGGAAUACAACCGACUCAGCGAUGAGCUCGCCAAGGCUACCGGCAACGUCUCGACCAAGAAGGACUAG
This is a messenger RNA of Sporisorium graminicola, 579 nucleotides long. RefSeq lists its product as uncharacterized. NCBI's taxonomy places the organism in Eukaryota, Fungi, Basidiomycota, Ustilaginomycetes, Ustilaginales, Ustilaginaceae. Gene Ontology annotation, biological process: endoplasmic reticulum to Golgi vesicle-mediated transport; intracellular protein transport. The record is from RefSeq and is a predicted model, not a curated record. The transcript is spliced from 3 exons. Gene Ontology annotation, cellular component: endoplasmic reticulum; endoplasmic reticulum membrane. Bases 1 to 579 code for a protein of 192 amino acids.